AUGGUCAAGCACGCCUCCAAAUCUACGGUUCAUCAGCUCGCUAAAGAGUACACCUCAAUCAUAAAAGGAAAGACUAUUCUCACGACAGGCGUCAGUCCUGGUGGUCUCGGUGCAUUAUUCGUCGAUGCCAUCGCAGUUGCUGAGCCUGAGCUGGCUAUCCUUGCCGGCCGUAACAUCAACAAACUUCAGCAAACAGCAGACGACCUCGUAUCAAAACACCCUAAUCUCAAGACAAAACUACUGGCUAUUGAUCUCAGUUCUCUUGCUUCUGUCCGUUCUGCGACAGAACAAGUUAACGGAUGGUCUGAUGUCCCUAAGAUCGAUGUGCUGAUCAACAAUGCGGGCAUCAUGGCGACAGACUUUGGACUUACUAAGGAUGGAUUUGAAAGCCAGUUUGCUUCUAAUCACUUGGGUCAUUUUCUGUUUACAAAUCUCAUCAUAAACAAACUCCUCGCUUCAGAAGCUCCUCGUGUUGUCAGUGUUUCUAGCAAUGGUCAUCGACUGGGUCCUAUCCGAUGGGGUGACCCAAACUUCAGUAAUGGAGAUUUGUACAACAGGUGGAGUGCAUAUGGACAGUCUAAGACUGCUAAUAUGUUAUUCACAAUCUCUCUGGCUGAGAAGCUAGGUGGCCGUGGAUUGCAGGCAUACAGUCUCCAUCCCGGUGCUAUUCUUGAAACCUCCUUGGCCAAUCAUCUUGGUAACUUGGACAGUCUAAUCGAGGCUGAUCGUGCAAUGGGCGAUCCAUGGGGCUGGGUCGAUUGGUCAACUGUCCCUGUCACUCCCGAAGUUGGCGCCGCAACACACGUCUUUGCUGCCUUUGAUCCUGAUUUGAAAGAUCAAAAUGGUACUUAUCUGUUGGAUUGCCGUUUGGUGGAACCAUUUACAGACACUGUUAGGCCUUGGGCUACAAGUUCAACAGAGGCAGAGCUGCUAUGGAGGUUAAGUGAGAAGAUGGUUGGGCAGAAGUUUUCAUUCCAGCUUUAA
This is a messenger RNA of Fusarium venenatum, 984 nucleotides long. RefSeq lists its product as uncharacterized. The record is from RefSeq and is a predicted model, not a curated record. NCBI's taxonomy places the organism in Eukaryota, Fungi, Ascomycota, Sordariomycetes, Hypocreales, Nectriaceae.